Messenger RNA from Eruca vesicaria subsp. sativa (arugula), 1502 nucleotides. The record is from the annotation of a GenBank genome assembly. NCBI's taxonomy places the organism in Eukaryota, Viridiplantae, Streptophyta, Magnoliopsida, Brassicales, Brassicaceae.
AGGAGAUGAGAUUAUUAGUUUAGAGCGUCUCUCCCCAAACCUAGACUGGUCCCAUUGCUCUCACCACAUUCCCUAAUUAGCAUUUCCAUUUAAUCUCUUCGGAAAGUCUUCAGCUUUAUUCUCCUCUGUUUUUGCAUACCAAACAUCUCAGUUUCUCGAGUAGGGGAAAAAAGAUUCUUCCUUUUUGUGAAAUCUGAGGAGUUCUCGUGUAUCAGUGUCAUGGGCUAAGGUUUAAGUGUUAGUUUCAGCUUCAAAACUGUGUGUUGGGUCCUUUCACUGGUCAUGGCUACUAAGCUUGUGUCCUCCUCAGCGUCUAUAUUGGUUCCAUCGUUUCAACCUCGGUCUUCUUUGCAGUUUCGUCCAUUGAGGCGGCAUCAGCUUACUCAUGUCCAUUGUUACCAUUCUCUGAACCUUAAACCUGAUAAAAUUGAUUCUCUUCACAUUUCCUUCAGAGACCAUAAACCAAGAGAACUCUCCCCAAAGAGAGCUUAUCUGCCUCUCGCUACUUCAGAAGAACAGUUCCAAUACACUGACCAAACACCAGACGAUCUAAGUCAACAAACUAGUCCCGAAGAUACACCUCAAGAUGAUAGUUCAUCUAUUCAACACAACGGAAACGGAGGCAAAUCAGGUUUCAUUUCAUUUUACAACCCUCAGAACAAACCAGAAGAUCUCCUUAUCCCUCCUGAAACACAAACCACACGGGAACGCCUACUCUGGCUCAUUGGUCCUACUGUCUUGGUCGCCUCUUUCACUCUACCUCCCAUUUACUUAAGAAGAAUCGUCUCAGCAAUUUUUGAAGAUUCUCUGCUCACAGACUUCCUCAUAUUAUUCUUCACUGAAGCUCUCUUCUACUGUGGAGUCGCCGCUUAUCUUCUCAUAAUACACCGUUCAAAAACAUCAUCCGGCAAAGUCCAGGACACCAGAACCAACCCUUCUCAGUUAGGACAAAGAAUCUCCUCCGUAGCAACAUUAGUACUUAGUCUAAUGAUCCCAAUGGUGACAAUGGGAUUCGUAUGGCCAUGGACUGGACCUGCAGCUUCAGCUACUCUUGCACCGUACCUUGUAGGCAUUGUUGUUCAGUUUGCUUUCGAGCAGUACGCUAGAUACAGGAAGUCUCCAUCAUCUCUCACCAUCCCCAUCAUCUUUCAGGUGUAUAGACUUCAUCAGCUGAAUAGAGCGUCGCAGUUAGUACAAGCAUUGUUAUUUACGGUGAAAGGAGCAGAGGCAACAGUUCAUAAUCUGGAAAUCAAGAGAUCGUUGGGUACGCUUUUGAGUGUGAUACAGGUUUUAGGUAUGAUUUCAAUGUGGUCUAUCUCUAGCUUCCUCAUGUGGUUAUCAUCAUCUUCACCUUCUCAAAACAAGUCUUGAACUAGUAUGAACAGUCUUGAAGAAUAAUUGUUUUGAUUUCAGUUUCUAAACUGUAAAAUAACUUCACAUUUUGAUAGAGUUAUUUACAGUUGAAUGAUAAAAAAAAGUUAUGGUUCCAGUCUUGACUCCAG